This is a messenger RNA of Entamoeba histolytica HM-1:IMSS, 900 nucleotides long. Its product is annotated as eukaryotic translation initiation factor 2 alpha subunit, putative. Lineage: Eukaryota; Evosea; Mastigamoebida; Endamoebidae. The transcript has a single exon. Gene Ontology annotation, molecular function: RNA binding; translation initiation factor activity; ribosome binding. Gene Ontology annotation, cellular component: eukaryotic translation initiation factor 2 complex; eukaryotic translation initiation factor 2B complex; multi-eIF complex. The coding region runs from base 1 to 900 and encodes 299 amino acids. The record is from RefSeq and is a predicted model, not a curated record.
AUGAGUGCACCUGAUAUUGAUAAUCCAAAAUUACAUUGUAGAAUGUUAGAACAAAAAUUUCCUAAUGAAGAUGACCUUUGUUUAGUUACUGUAGUAUCUUCAAGUGAAAUGGGAACAUAUGUUGCAUUAAAGGAAUAUGAUGAUAUUCAAGGUAUGAUUCCUAUGUCAGAAUUAUCAAGAAAAAGAUAUAAACAAACUCGUUUAACACGUGUUGGAAAAGAAGAAGUUGCUACAGUUAUUCGUGUAAAUUCAGAAAGUGGAUUUAUUGAUCUUUCAUUAAAACGAACAACUCCAGAAGAAAAAUCAGCAUUUCUUACAAAAUAUACAAAGAAUAAAGAAGCACAUUUAAUUAUGAGAUUAAUUGCAAAAAAAGCUGAUGUUUCAAUGGAAGAAUUAUAUACUAUGUUUGGAUGGCCAUUAGCUAAAAAAUAUGGUACUCUUCAUGAUGCUUUUAGAAAGAGUUUAACUGAACCUGAUGUUUUUGAACCAUAUGGAAUUCCAGCUAAUAUAUUAGAUGCAUUACGUCAAACUAUUUCGCAUUAUAUGACUAUUCAACCAUUAAAAUUCCGUGCAGAUAUUGAAGUAAGUUGUUUUGCAAUUGGAGGAGUUGAAUCAGUUAAAAGAGCAUUAUUAAAAGGUGUAGAAUCAGCAGGUGAUUCAGGAUUAGUUAUUAAAUUAGUUUCAUCUCCAUUGUAUGUAUUAUUCCUUACUCUUCCAGAAAGACAAAAAGGAAUGGAAAUAAUGUAUGCUGCAGUUGCUGCUAUUAAAGCACAAAUUGAAUCUGAAGGAGGAUCUUGUGUAGUAAAAAGAGAUCCAUGUGUUGUUUCUAAAGAAGAAGAAAUUGAAGAAAAUGAAGAUACAACUGAAGAUGCUAAUUCUCAAGAUGCAGAAGAUGAAUAA